AUGGGCUCCGGAAGCUGCGACAAAUCGCAAACAUUAUCUCUGUCUGGUUCUCAUCCGCGGAAAAGUCACUCUUGUCUCAAUGGCUACUCGUCUAUGGAGCCUCUUCAGUGUUCCUACUCGCAUUUACACGUGGAUAAAUGAGUCAGUCAUGAAUAUUUCAAGCCGUAUUCUACCUGAUGAUCAGGACGACGACGACGACAAAAAAAGGCAGUUAUAUUCUAUGAAGAAUUUACUGCCUAAUAACAUCACCACCGAGGAGUUCAAAGCCCAUCUUGAUAGAUAUCCCAAUUAUAUUCGUGAUGUAUACCAGCGGGCUGAGAAAGAGCGGUUUGUGUCCAUACCGCAAAGGCUUGAAGAUCGGAAGAAGCGGUUCCUGACAAAGGAGGAGUUGAUAUAUUUAGACCAAUGGAUACAGAAACGCGGCACUGCGCUUAAAAAGGAGGCACACGUAGCUAAUGCGAAACAAAUAAAUAGAAACAGCGACGCCACGGUUAAGAAGCGUACCGAAGAAGCCUAUAAGCACUAUGACAAGACUGGAGACAUUAUUCAGACAUUUGAAAUUCUAAAGGAAUUACGAGGAGUCAGUUAUGCUAGAGCGUCUCUUUUGCUCUCGGUAGCAUACCCUGAGACCUUGCCCUUUUUUUCCCGACCCCUAUACCAAUGGACUCACUGGGAUAAGAAGAACGGCUGGGAGCAAGAAUUCACUUGGACAGAAGACACCUAUCACCAGGUACUUCAGAAAGUGAAGGACUUGAAAGACAAACACUCUAGAAAUGGUCUUAUGGUGAAGGCCAUUGAUGUCGAGAAGGUAGUAUUUGUGUUGAAGCACGAAACUUUGAUUAGGGCUCUCCGAAUCAAAAAGAUCAAGGAGUCUCUUACCAAAGACGAGAACAGGAUCAACGAUACGGGACAAGCAUUCGUUCAUAGAGUCCCGAGGAAAUGUCUAGGUAAGGGGGAUGGAAGUGUGGUCGUCAAAAGGAUACCCAAAACCCCGCAAGUUCUGAACUCUAGAAAUAGGUUCCUUGCGGAGGUAUCGUCUUCGCAUAUAUUAUCAAAGAAAAACCAAGAUUAUUUUGUUGAAUUCCUUGGAUGGAAUGAGGACAAGCAUAAUCUUUUCAUUGCAAUGGAAUACGUCGAAUACGGUAAUCUGGAACAGAACCUCGGGCGGGGUCCCUGGAAGGAGAAAGACAUCAAGGAAACGACAAGGCAACUACUGAAUGGUUUAAAAAUAAUGCAUGAUCACGGUAUUGUUCAUCGAGAUCUGAAGCCUCAGAAUAUCCUGGUCGUCUCUAAUUCACCAGGAAUGAUUCAGGUUAAAAUUACGGAUUUCGGGAUUUCGAAACGACUUUCCGACAGAAAAACUACAGUGCUAGCAACCGUUAAUAUCGGCACCCCAGGUUACAAAGCUCCAGAAGUGGUUCAACGUUGGGAUGUCGAGGACGGCCAGCAUCAAGUAGCUAACAUCGAUUCUCGGUACUCGUAUACCCACAAGGCGGACCUCUGGUCUCUUGGAUGCAUAAUCUUCAGAAUGGCCAAGGGGAAACCCUUGUUCGAUAGCGAUACUGAAGUACUCAAUGAAAAAAAGCUGAAACGUCGGGUUACAGCCGUCAACGGACUUCUGACAGAGAUGUCUCCAUCCAUGGGAACCGGUGGAGUUGGUUUUGUACAGAAAUUGAUUGUAGUUAAAGCUAGUUCCCGUUAUGAUGCAGACACAGCUCUAGAAGGAUUGGCUCAGUGGGUCAUAUCUGAUCACCGGCCGAGGAGUAGCCUACGAGAGAGGCGAUAGAUACCUAGGUAUCUAGUUUAUCGAUUUGAAUCAGAAACACGGAAUAAUUGGGAAUAGAGCUAGGCAAAAAACUCAUAUUUUAAUGAAACGAGUUUGUUAACUUUC
Messenger RNA from Annulohypoxylon truncatum, 1891 nucleotides. Its product is annotated as kinase-like protein. The transcript has 5 exons. The record is from RefSeq and is a predicted model, not a curated record. Gene Ontology annotation, molecular function: protein serine/threonine kinase activity; ATP binding. Bases 80 to 1786 code for a protein of 568 amino acids. Gene Ontology annotation, biological process: autophagy; peptidyl-serine phosphorylation. NCBI's taxonomy places the organism in Eukaryota, Fungi, Ascomycota, Sordariomycetes, Xylariales, Hypoxylaceae. Gene Ontology annotation, cellular component: cytoplasm.